Molecule: messenger RNA, 672 nt
Organism: Cordyceps militaris CM01
Lineage: Eukaryota; Fungi; Ascomycota; Sordariomycetes; Hypocreales; Cordycipitaceae
Product: mitochondrial NADH-ubiquinone oxidoreductase 20 kD subunit
Exons: 3
Coding region: 1-672 (223 amino acids)
Biological process (GO): aerobic respiration; electron transport coupled proton transport; mitochondrial respiratory chain complex I assembly
Molecular function (GO): 4 iron, 4 sulfur cluster binding; NADH dehydrogenase (ubiquinone) activity; quinone binding
Source: RefSeq, a predicted model, not a curated record
AUGCUCGCCUCUACCCGCUCGGCGGCCGCCAUGGCCCUGCGAGCCAAACCCAUCACAACCGCCAUGGUUCCCUUCCGUGCCGCUGCCGCGCUUUCCACCAGCUCGAAACGAGACGCCACCUCGCUGACACCGCACAACGGCGCCAGCGGCCUCGCCAAGGCCCGCAAAGAAGUGCCCAUCGGCAGCCAAGAGGGCACCAAGGGUGUCAUCCAAUACGCCCUGACCUCACUCGACGUCAUCGCCAACUGGGCCCGCCAGUCCUCGCUUUGGCCCAUGACCUUUGGCCUCGCCUGCUGCGCCGUCGAGAUGAUGCACCUCUCCACCCCGCGCUACGACCAGGACCGUCUCGGCAUCAUCUUCCGUGCCUCGCCGCGCCAGUCCGAUGUCAUGAUCGUCGCCGGCACCCUCACCAACAAGAUGGCCCCCGCCCUCCGCCAGGUCUACGACCAGAUGCCCGACCCCCGCUGGGUCGUCUCCAUGGGUAGCUGCGCCAACGGCGGUGGCUACUACCACUACAGCUACUCCGUCGUCCGCGGCUGCGACCGCAUCGUGCCCGUCGAUAUCUACGUCCCCGGGUGCCCGCCCACCUCCGAGGCUCUCAUGUACGGCAUCUUCCAGCUCCAGCGCAAGAUGCGCAACACCAAGAUUACCCGCAUGUGGUACCGCCGGUAA